This is a messenger RNA of Trichoderma virens Gv29-8, 1714 nucleotides long. RefSeq lists its product as uncharacterized. Lineage: Eukaryota; Fungi; Ascomycota; Sordariomycetes; Hypocreales; Hypocreaceae. The record is from RefSeq and is a predicted model, not a curated record. The coding region runs from base 57 to 722 and encodes 221 amino acids. The transcript has 2 exons. Gene Ontology annotation, cellular component: nucleolus. Gene Ontology annotation, biological process: ribosomal large subunit biogenesis.
AAAAAAAAAAAGACACUCCCAAAUCCUCCCAACAUCGCAUUUAUUUCACAGUCACAAUGGGCCGCGAACUCCAGAAGAAGAAGCGCCGCUCCGGCCGCCCUGCCGUGCGCCAGUCAAACACCACCAAAAAGAUUCUCAAUCCUCGCGGCAACUCCGUCAUUGCGAAAAACUGGGAUAAGAAGGAAACGCUGGCACAAAACUACCGCCGACUGGGCCUCCUCGCACGACUAAAGACCCCCACCGGCGGCACUGAGAAGAAGCUCAAUUCAGCAUCAGCGGACGCCGUCGUGGCCACCUCUAAAUCCGAUCCCUUCGCCAUCACCGUCACUGAAAAGGCCCUCCUCUCCGAGGCCAAGGUCGAGCGCGACGCCCAAGGCAACAUUGUCCGCAUCCUAGGCCGCAAGGCGAACCCCCUCAACGACCCUCUCAACGAAAUUGAGUCGUCAGGCGAGGAAGACAACGGUGACGACCACGAAGAAUGGGGCGGUAUUAAUGACGACGGUGUGGGCACGACAGAUGUGGUCAAGUCGCUCAUCGAAGAGGCUAAGAACCCGGCGCCGCCAAAGGUCCGAUACUUGAGCGAGCGCGAGACGGAGUGGCUGGAGAGGCUGGUCGCCAAGUACGGAGACGACACGAGGGCCAUGGCGAGGGAUCCUAAGCUCAACCCCAUGCAGCAGACGGCGGCGGAUAUUGCGAAGCGACUGAAGAAGUUGAGGGCGUGAGAGCAUAACACGGAUGUGGGAGUGAUUCAUACUGGGUUCCUGUUUCUGUUUCCAGCAAAUGUAUAUGGGAUGCAAAGACCAAGACGGUGCAUUUUAAAUCACGGCGUUGGGAGGAUGUUAUUUGAAUAUCAAGACGGAAAGGAUUUACUUUUCUUCAGCAUUUCCGAAAUGGAAUCUCAGCUACGAUAUUUUCUUGAUAAUGCAAAGAUUACAACAAGAAAAUGAAAAUGAAAAUGAAAAAGAACUACAAAUUACAUUUCGUGUGCAGUUUCCGGCCGUUCUAUAUACACCUGGUAUCUCAUCAACGUUUCAUCAUGUUGCAGAUGUCCAAACAAGAGGAAAAAAAAUCGGGAUGCCGUCAACGCCGCAGAGAUAUUCUACCCAAGCAAACACAAGCAUCCAGGCCCACCAGAGACCGUCCCCAGGGUUAUUUAGUUUGGUUUGGUUUUUGUCCAAGUCAUUGAUAGUGCCCGCUACCGUCGUCGUAUAUCUUUGUCUUUGUGCCUGCCAAUGUGCUUUUCCCCUUUUCAGUGCUCUAUCCUGUCAUAGUCGGCAGACGGGAACUGCACCGGGCCGUCAGCAUAGGUGUCUGAGUGGUUGCCGCUGUAUGGGCCGGGCGAGGGUGUCUUGUGUUUGCCAAAGUCGGUGCCGAGGUUGCUGCCGUGGUACUCGGUCUCGCUGUCAAAAAUGGGGUUGCUGUUGCUUCGAGGGGGGAGAGCACCGUAGCGGUUGGGGUCAUCAAAGUCGUCGGCAUUGUAGGGGGUGUUGUCACCGUAGCGGCUGUUCAUGCUGGUGUGGUGGUCGUCGUAGCCUGGGGCAUCGUGGUCAUCCAUGUUGACUCGCUCGUAAGCCUCCUCAUCGUGGGGCGCCAUGGAGAAAGCAGCCUUGUCAGGGUCGAUGUUGUCGCUACCGCCGAUCUUGCGGCUGUCGUAGCCGGGAAGAGUGCCGUGGAAGUUGUAGUACUGCAGGGUGUAGGCACUGAGGAAGCCAGU